GGAGGCGGAGCUUCACUAUCCCCUCAACCACAACAAAGAUGGAGGCGCUUAAUGACCGCUAGACUGUCCCAUUUUCAUCGCGGCGCGCUCAAACCGGCGUUGAACAGAAUAUGGACGCGUCGAGUCUAGUAGAGGAGAGCGCGGAGAAACGCGUUUGCAUCGUCGGCUCCGAGCUGGUGGAGAAUUACACGGUUUACGUCAUUGAAGUGAAGGUUGGAGAUCACAGUUGGACCGUCAAACACCGUUACAGCGACUUUCACGAUUUGCACGAGAAACUCACCGCGGAGAAGAAGAUCGAUAAACAUCUGCUGCCACCCAAAAAGAUCAUCGGGAAGAAUUCCAAAAGCCUGGUGGAGAAGAGACAGAAAGAGCUGGAGGUUUAUCUGCAGACUCUGCUGAACAGAUUACCAUCCGCAACCCCCAAAGUGCUUUCCACCUUCCUGCAUUAUCACUUAUACGAAGUCAAUGGAAUUGCUGCUGGCUUGGCGGAAGAGCUGUUUCAUAAGGGUGAGCAGCUGUUAGCCGCAGGCGAGGUGUUUCUCCUGAGACCCCUGCAGCUCUACGCCAUCACCCAGCAACUAAAACUCGCCAAGCCCACCUGUGCCAACGGAGAUGCCAAGGCCGACCUCGGGCACAUCCUGGACUUCACCUGCCGCCUCAAAUAUCUCAAGAUCCCUGGAAUGAAAGGAGCGGUGGGUACGAGUAACAUUGAGGAGCAGAGCCUCCCGUUCGACCUGUCCAUCUUUAAAGCGCUGCUGCAGAUAGAAAUCAGCGAUUGUGACGCUGGACAGAUCAAAGGUCUGCCUUCCCUGAGACCCACGCUGGCCACGCUCAGCAUUCACCGGUCAACCAACAGCAUGAAGGAAAUCGUAGUUCCCGAGGCGACGGAGUUUGCGCAGUGGGAGCCGGAGGGUGUUGAUACGGAUUGUCCCGUGACGGCGAUUAUUCCCAAAUGGAAGAUGCUCACCACUCUCGACAUGAGCCGAAACUUUAUUUGCUGCACCGACGAAUCAGUGAAACUGAUCCCUGCUGUUGAAUUCCUUGAUCUCAGCCACAAUGAGUUAACUUCUGUGGAAAACCUUCAGCAUUUAUACAACUUGGUUCAUCUGAAUUUGUCCUUCAACAAACUCACAGUCCUGGAGGGCGUCCACACUAAACUCGGUAACAUCAAGACUCUCAUUCUGGCCGGGAAUCAGAUGGAAACCCUCUCUGGACUCAGCAAACUUUACUCUUUAGUUAACUUGGAUUUAAGCAGCAACAAAUUAGGCCAGCUGGAUGAAAUGAAACACAUCAGCGCUCUUCCCUGUCUGGAAAAACUGGCUUUGGCCAAUAACCCCAUGUGUAUCAUCCCAGACUACAGAACUAAAGUUCUAGCUCAGUUCUGCGACCGGGCCUCGGAGGUGUGUUUGGACGGCACGGCCACCACGGAGAAAGAGUUUGAUACUGUUGAGGUCCUGAAAGCCAUUCAGAAAGCCAAAGAAGCCAAAGGCCGCAUGGCAAACAACGAGAAAAAGGUGAGUGACGUCCCGGGGCCGGCCGCGGGUGGGCCGCAGUCGUCGUCCUCCUCCGCCUCUCCCUCUCUGUCGCGCUCCACCUGCUCCAGUCAAGAAGUAACUUGUAAAGAGAAAGCGUUUUUUACCAAAGAGAUAUUAACUCCUGUGGAUUCUACAAUUACCCAGAGAUGCUAUGAUGUUUAUAAUAAAACCUGUGAUGUCAUCCCGCAGGUAAAAACUGAUUCCUGUUUGUCCUCAGACGUCCCUUGUGAGAGUGUCAGUCCCUGUUGCUUUGAGGAGAUCUGGCAACCCUGGACCACAAGUCUUUCCAAUCUCCUCCUGCCUCCUUCAUUACUCCUCUACAACACCACCAACCAAGAGUUCACCGGCAAACUUUCUGCUCUCAUCCGUUCUUCUAACAAAGAAAAGUCAACCCCGAAACCACACAGCACCACUUCUUUAGAUGACACAGACCAGGACUGUCUUCACUCGGGAGAUGGAUACUUUGAAAUGAGUUUGGAUGAUAGUGAAGAAAUCAUGGGCUGUUCCUCAUCAUCAACCGUUCAGGAUGAUGCUAAGGACUCGGACGAUGUAAAUAUGGUGGUUUGGUGUUUUUGCGUCAGCGUUGGAGAAGGUUUGAGUCAGCGGCCAUCUUGUUUGGUGGCGACGGACAGCUCGCUUGUGCUUUUCAGUGCACGGAUACAGUUAGAAGAACCAGCGAGCACCUCGGAGGAGCUUGUGAAGCACCUUGAGAAAGACUUUGUCGUGUCGUACGCUGACGUCGAGACCUUUCGGUUUGACGUUCCAGAUGUUUGCGUCUCCUUAAAGGUGAAGUCCAGCAAUACGCGAUGGUGGUUCUUUUCAGACGCCCAGAGUCUGAAGGAACUUCACUCUUGCGUUGGUCCUCACGUGAACCAAACUAACGUUACCUCUAAUGCUCAACAGUUCAUCCGACAGUUUCUCAACUCGUGGGAUUUUGAGGAAAACGAGGCGAAUGUUAAAGGCGGACACUUGAUCCAUUUCUUCAACCCAGAUUCCAUGUCUACCUCCAUUAACAACCCACGAAUCCCCUCUGAUGUUUUAUCUCAAAUCGGCCUGUUUGAAAGCGAUAAAGACCCAACCUCCAAUCCCAUGAUCCUCUUCCUGACCUCUCGCCACCUCUGUGUUCUCAAAGUCGACUUCGUCGCCCUGGCGGGUCAGGACCCCUCGGAGGCGAACGUGGUGCGUGGCUGCUCCAAAAUAACCAGGAUCCCGCUUUCCUUCACGCUCCUCGAGCCCAAGCAGGGUUGCUCGUGUAGGGGCAUCUCAACUUCUCACGGUUUCCACGGCGAGCAUGUCGUAGAGUUGAUGGCGGGUCACAAACACCUGACUGUCGUUUUCGCCCUGUCCCAAGACAAACCCGCCUUACUCCAAGAGUUCACCCGGCUGCGUGGAAACCUGAGAGAAAUUAAGACCAUCGCCCUACUGCGCAACAGUCGUCUCGAGCACUCGACAACAACCCAAAGAAAUCCAAACACCAGCGUUACUCGUGAAGCGUCACAGCCUCGUCUGUCCCUGUCUCUGCUGUAUCCCGCCGAAUCCCUCAUUCAACAACUGAUCGAAGAUAACCAGUGUCCCUCACACCUCACGCUCUCCUCUUCAUUACGUUUCAUCUCGUCUCUGAAUGGAGAGACGCUCGUACACUUCUUUCAUGCCAACAUCGCAGAGGUGGAGAACGAGGAGCUGAAGAUGAUUCUGUGGACCUCAGUGCUCUUAUACAGAUCUCCAGAUGUGGAGAUAACCGCCUGUGUCCUGCUGUCCACCAGAGCCGUCUAUCUCAUCCUGGACGAUUCGGCAGCAAUGCUCACCAACCAUUCCAUGAUGUGGACCUGGCAACCGUCUGAGCAGAAAGAUUCUGACAUCCUCAUCUCCUACGGCUUCACUCUCAAUCUGAAGGACCUUCAGAGCGUCAACGUGGGCCUGUUUGAUCAGUAUUUCAGAAUCGUGGGGCCGUCCGGCGAUCGCAUCAUCACCUGUCUGACCCGUGACAGUUACAGUACACACCGGUUCCUCCAGCAGGUGAUGACCGUUCUGUCUCUGCUGGAGAAGGUUCCCUCACCUGAGCCGUCUGAGAUGGACUUCUACUCGCAGUUCGGAAACAAAAGCACAGGUAAAAUGGAAAACUACGAACUGGUCCACUCCAGCAAAGUCAAGUUUGUGUACCCCAGCGAAGAAGAGAUCGGAGACCUGACCUUCAUCGUGGCCGAAAGGAAGAGCCCUCAACCUCAAUCCCACUCCUUCAACAUCCUUCUCUACGUCCUGGUGUUCCAGGUCCACGUCAUCCCGGGCCAAACCGCCCAGAGCCUCCUCCAGCCCAAGACCCUCAUCCUCACCAGCACGGACGUCUUCCUGCUGGACGAAGAUCACAUUAGCUAUCCCCUACCCGAAUUCGCAAAAGAGCCCCCGCAGAGAGACAAGUACCGCCUCACAGACGCACGGCGGAUUCGCGAUCUGGACCGCGUGCUGAUGGGAUACCAGACUUACCCGCAAGCCCUCACGCUGGUGUUCGAUGACGUUCCUGGGCCUGAUCUUCUGUGUCACCUGACCAUGGAUCAUUUUGCGGAGAGCGAAGGGAGGGGGGACAGAACGCAGGGGGGUGCUGAGGGCGAGGUGCAGUGGUGCAUAUUCGUGCCGGGGGCUGACAGCAGGGAACGGCUGAUUUCUCUUUUGGCUCGCCAGUGGGAGGCACUGUGCAGUCGAGAGCUGCCGGUGGAGCUCACGGGCUGAGACAUAAAAAACUCACUUCCGUAUAACAGUGGUCAUUAAAAACGGACGAUUAUUUACCCAAUGCGGUGAAGAUUUCGCUUUCAUAAACUUUUUUUAUAGAUUUGACACAAUGCAUCCUGGGAAACUAAGUGUUGUAGAGUCCACACGAGUUUAAUAUAUAUACAGAAUUUUUUAUGAUAUUUUUCCUCAUACUUCAGACUUUGCUUUUCGCUGCUUUUCAUUUAUUUAUCUGCUGCUUUGUACAAUCCAACAUUCAUCAUGAAAUGAAAUGUUAUACAGUUUCGUGCAACAGUGUUAUAUUUUAAUUUGACAUAAACGCGUGCGUUCGUCAAACGCAGCGAAGUGUUUUAAUGACGGAUAAUAUAUAUGUAAGUCGUUUUUAUACAUAAAUGCUGUUUUAUUAAUUAGUUAACUAUUUUAUUGUAUUUUAGAAAGUGUUCAGUGAGUCAGUGGAUUUAUUUUCUGAUUCGUAACGGGAAACCACAGAGCACGUGUUUACAGAAUGCGUUCAGAUCAAUGGGGGAAUUCAUAUUUAACGUGCACUUUGAAUUUUUAAGAAAAUAAAUGACGGUAAAUUGAAAUAAUUUUGUUAAUGUUGUUUAUAUGUAUUAUUCUUUCUUUUAAAAAAACAGCAUUAUUUCUGUUGCAAUAUAAAAAAAUAAAACAAACAACCUUUU
Molecule: messenger RNA, 4936 nt
Organism: Triplophysa rosa
Lineage: Eukaryota; Metazoa; Chordata; Actinopteri; Cypriniformes; Nemacheilidae
Gene: nisch
Product: nischarin
Exons: 21
Coding region: 111-4259 (1382 amino acids)
Cellular component (GO): cytoplasm
Molecular function (GO): phosphatidylinositol binding; integrin binding; protein kinase binding
Source: RefSeq, a predicted model, not a curated record